AUAACUGCUUGUCAUUAUCGUUCAUCAGGAGAAUGAAAACUGCUAGACUUCUUCGAAGGAAGCAUUUCGACAUCAAGCACACGUUCAGCCAAGUGCCCUGUUGUCAUAAUGAAGCUGAUUGCACUUCUGUUCAUCAACUGUGUGGCUAUCGUUGCUAGCGACCAGUAUGCUCUCAGCGGAACAGUCGAGAAAGUGACGAAGCAACCAAAUCAAUGGAUGAUCGUUAAGACUUCCGGUGAUAAAACCAUUGAACAAGUCGUGAUCCAGAAGGAGAUCACCGCGGAGGAUGACUUAAUGGUGAAAUAUUCAAUCAAGGAUCGUUCCGAUGCUAUAAUUGCUGAAGGUAAUGGCCCCCUCUGCGAUGACUCUGAAAGCAUGGCGAGAAUGAUGGCAGAUUUACUGGGACUAUACCUCGAUGUGGAUCUCCAAUGCCCGAUAUCAAAACAAAAGGGUACCAAGCCCUCAAGCUACCAGUCUGGACCGAUUGAGCUCGCGGAAGAUCCGGGCCAGGGAGCGAAACUCUGGAGCGAGAUUUCUCUUACGAAGAAUGACCAAGCUAUAGUCACUAUAAAUACGUAUGGCAGAGCCAUGUAGGGUCAGCAUAAUUUUAUCUCCGUCCCACGUAAUGUUCACUUGUAGCCCUGUCUCCCUCUUCAGGAAGCGAAGGAAAAGGUUAUGCUGUUUUAAGAAUACAAGAAUGCUUCGUAAAUCUGCUGAAGAAUAUGCAAUACAAAAUAUCAAUGGGAAUAAAUAUUGUUUACUUUGA
Diachasmimorpha longicaudata is the source of this 766-nucleotide messenger RNA. RefSeq lists its product as uncharacterized. The transcript has 4 exons. NCBI's taxonomy places the organism in Eukaryota, Metazoa, Arthropoda, Insecta, Hymenoptera, Braconidae. Bases 109 to 594 code for a protein of 161 amino acids. The record is from RefSeq and is a predicted model, not a curated record.